AUGGUUCACACCAGCAGUGUCACCAGUAAAGACACACCCACCUUCUGGUUCAUCGUCAGUGCCAAUGGUAGAAUAACUGAUGCCAGGGCAGAUCCUGAAGCCACAUUAGCAUGUGCUGCUCAGAGUCAAACUACGCUGGUGUCCAAACUGGAGGCCCUGCAGUGCCACUUCAUCUGGGAUCUGGACCCCAGCAGGUCCAAACUUCUUGGUCUGCGGGACCACCUGGAGGACAUCGGCACCGAGGAGGGAAACAGCUGGCUGGGUCACAUUUACAACCUGCGGGGGUUCAUUCAGUACAAGGUGGGCCUCAUUGAAGACAGCCAGAGCUUUUUCAACAAGGCUGCAGAGGCCUUCUGCCAGCUGAGAAACGCAGACGAGGGUCCCUGGUUGGUGGUGAACUACGGGAACCUGGCUUGGCUGCACCACCACCUGGGGGACGAAGCAGAGAGCGAGGCUUACCUGUCAAAGGUCGACGCCCUGAUGAAUAAAUACCCGUCUCCAUCCCAGGACGAGCUCCAUCCGGAGAUCUACGCUGAAAAAGCCUGGACCCUGAUGAAGUUCACUGCAGUGAAGAAUCUGGCUGCAGUUUACUUCCAGAGAGCCAUCAGGAUGCAGCCGGACAUGGUGGCGUGGAAGACCAGCUACGUCUUGGGUUUGGCAAAAAGUUGUAAGUACAGCAGCACAGGGCUGAAGGCUGAGGUCUUGGAGAAAAUGAGAAUCGCCAAGGAACAGGAUCCAGAGAACUUGUAUCUCGCUGCAUACUACUUUGAGCAACGUGCUAAAAAAGGAGAAAAGGUUGAAGAUGAAGCUCGUGAGUUAGCAAAAAAGGUUUUGAGAAAUCCUGUCAGCUGCUACAACGGUAUUGGACCAUUACUUAGCAUUUACAGAUACUGUUUAUCUGUUGAUGAGGCUAUUGAUUUGGUAGAGGAGGCUCUGGAAAAACAUCCCGAUGAGCGUUAUCUGAAGAAAUGUGCUGCCCUCUGCUACAAACAGAAGAUUUUUUGGUGCAGAUACAGUGACCCAGAGCAAAGUGUGAUCGACAGAGCAAUCACUCUCCACAAGGAGGUGAUUUCUCUUUACCCUCAUUCUUCUCUCAGGAAGAAAUUAGACCUCGCAAAAAUAUACGCAAAGUCAAGUAACAGUCUGGCUAAAGCUGAGCAGAUCUACCAGGAACUGUUAAAAAGUGACCUGGACCCUGCAGACAAACAGAUGCUGUACACAUGGUAUGCAAAAUAUCUGUACAUCAUACUAAAAGAUUACAACAGGUCGAUAGAAUAUAACAUGAAGUCAGCAGAGAUACCGCACCAAUCACACUUUCGCAAGAACAGCAUCAAAGCUCUGAGGGACACUAGAGACAAAAGCAGGAGCCGAGAAACUAGAGCGAAAGUAGCAGAGUUUCUGAGAAACCUGCCAGAGCCAUACUAG
Centropristis striata (black sea bass) is the source of this 1425-nucleotide messenger RNA. RefSeq names its product interferon-induced protein with tetratricopeptide repeats 2-like. Gene Ontology annotation, molecular function: protein binding. The coding region runs from base 1 to 1425 and encodes 474 amino acids. Gene Ontology annotation, biological process: defense response to virus. Lineage: Eukaryota; Metazoa; Chordata; Actinopteri; Perciformes; Serranidae. Gene Ontology annotation, cellular component: cytosol. The record is from RefSeq and is a predicted model, not a curated record. The transcript is spliced from 2 exons.